UUUAUUGCGACGUUGCCAAAUGAAAUAGUAUUUUGGUCCGUGUUCGGGAUUCCGCUGUUCGGUUGAUAGAGAAACAACGUUACAAAUUGUUUGUCAAUAUUUUAGAGUUUCAUAAUAUUUAAACGUUUUUUUAAUAGUUAUAAAGCUUUCAUCUUUAUAUUUUUAUAAUGAUCUAUCCAAGUGAACAAAUCUUUUCAUCUUUGACCCUUUGAAAGUGAUCGUUGUCCCAAUUUUUUCCUAUCGAGGGUAUGGAAUAUUUCAAUGUGUAAACUUGAAACACGCAUACUAUUAUAGUGUAUAAUAUGUGUGUAUGAUACAUCGACGAUACUGUCAAAGAGUGUAUUGUGCAUGUGCAAUGAUGCUACUUCUAUAUGCAACUCUCUCCCAUCUGUUUGAUUAAUAAGGAGAAUGUUUAAAAUAUUUCUUAACAGUCAAAAGGAUUGAUUAAAUCUCAGAAAGAUCUUAUCCAAUUGCACAAAACUCCAAUUAUAUAUAGAAGUAGUAAAAAGAUGCAAUUCUAUUUUAUAAAAAGUGAUACCUCUUCAUGUAAUAAGAAAUAGAAAAACAAUAAACAAGAAAAUAGGUAAUUUUAAAUUUUGAGAAGAAUAAGAUAUUAUCUUGUCACUGCAUUUUGGUAAGUCGACAAGUUGAGUCGAUAAAUAUUACUUUUGCCAAUUUGUUAAUAUAUACUAUCAAAAUCUUAUUUAUUUUAUAUCUCUUCAAUAUGAGAUAUAUGAACAUAUACGCCAAACAUGUACGUUAUCAAAACAAUCAUGUAUCCAAGAUAUGUAGGUGGACGAUUUAACACGGAUGCAUACAUCAGACAAUUGUGUAUCCUAUUUAGUUGAUGCACACAAUAUUGUCUUAGAGACAUUCGUUAUUUUUAUUGCAUAUCUUUAUUCUUGCUCUUUUUGAGCAUCCUUAUUGUCAUAGAAUAUUCAGUGUUCACAAAAUCACUUUUAAUGAGGCUGAAAUCACGAACAAGAAGACAAACUCUCUUUUGAGAAAGUACAGUGUUUAACGACUGACUUUGAUGAACAAUGAACCAUUCCGGAAGCGGAAAACGCCAGGCGAAGGUUUUGGAAGAAAAUUAUUGGGACUGCAGUGUCUGCACGUAUAGAAAUACAGCGGAAGCAUUUAAGUGCCUCAUGUGUGACGUCCGUAAAGGAACUUCUACGCGGAAACCCCGCAUUAAUCCUCAGUUAGUGGCACAACAGGUUGCGCAACAGCAAUAUGUGCCACUGUUAAAACCUGGAAAAAAAGAAGGAAGUAGUGGUGGUAGUACGACUAGCAGUGGAAAAGAAAAAGACCGCAAACUGGAUAAACCAAGGCGUAAGAGUAGGCAUCCACCACGUCUUAAAAAUAUAGAUCGUAGUACGGCUCAAACCAAUGAAGUAACGGUAAAUAACGUUACCGUUGUUAUUACUGAAUAUAAACCCAAAGUUAAAAAAAGUUCGGAUCAGUCUGGUAUUUCCAGCAGUGCUUCUUCUGAAAACGGAAGUCAGCAUGAUUCCAAUCAAGACUCUAGAAGUCUGGAUAUAGGAACUGAUGCCUAGGUCAAUACUAUGUCACAUAUAUGUGUGGAUUAUUAUAAUUAAUAUAUUAUAUGUCACUUUCCAUGUACAGUCGUACAUCUUGUGGGCAAAAGCAACAACUUUGUCAUCUGUUACAGCUACACGAUAAGUCAGGCAUUUAUGCUAUCAAUGGAAUGUUUUUUUAAAUACUAUUUUCUUAAUGAUCAGCACUAUUUAAGACAAGUUACUUGUGAUUGAAGAAGAAAUUGUACUUAAUCAUCUUAUGUUUAUUUACUAAUUGUGAAUGUUACAUGAUCAUUAAUGUUUGUUUAAACAAUUCUUAUAACAAAUCGGUUUAUGUAUCAUAGAAUGUUAUUUUAUUUCAUUCAUCAUCAGGGAAUGCAUAUUUCAAGAUAAUGAUAUUAUUAUAAAUUUAUAUCCAUUGUUAACAUAAUAAUGUCCUAGACUUUUACUAAAUUUAAAAAACCACUGCCAGAAAGUAUGUUACAAGAUUAUUAUUACUAUUAACAUUUUUUAACAGGGCUCAUGACACAUUAGAUGUCAUUAUGCAUUGUAUGAAUAGUUUUAGUUGAUGUGCUUGUGUGAGCAAAAAUAUAUCAAACAACUGGCACUGGUAUAUAUACACAUCUUUUUUGCAUUCCAAUUUAUUGAAUCAUUUGAUUAAAGAAAAAAUAUUAUUUUUCUUUUACUUGAAAAUUGAGACAAUUUUUCUUUGUAUAAAUCAUGUAAUUUUAAUUUUCUCUGUAGCAUAAAAUGGAAUGUGAAGUAGCUAAUUAAUUUUUAUUUUAUUUUUAAUGUAGUUUAUACCUCAAUAAAUGAAAUCUUAUAUUUUAUUUUGAAGUGCUUACACUUUGUAUUA
This is a messenger RNA of Polistes dominula (European paper wasp), 2394 nucleotides long. It is a transcript of the gene RYBP, whose product is annotated as ring and YY1 binding protein. The record is from RefSeq and is a predicted model, not a curated record. Lineage: Eukaryota; Metazoa; Arthropoda; Insecta; Hymenoptera; Vespidae. Gene Ontology annotation, biological process: positive regulation of DNA-templated transcription. Gene Ontology annotation, molecular function: transcription coregulator activity; DNA binding. Gene Ontology annotation, cellular component: nucleus.